AUGUCCAACCAAGACAUCAACAACGCGCGCUUCAGCGCAGAAGCGCUGGAAUGGGAUUCCAACGUCAAGCAUGUCGAGUCGACGGGCAAGGCACUCGAGGCUAUACAAGGAAUUGUACCUGCAUUGCACAAGGAUGGGCGGAAUAAAGGCAUCGACGUCCUGGAAAUCGGGUGCGGAACAGGCCUCCUCUCCUUCAUGCUGGCACCGCACGUGCGCAGCUUAGUCGGCGUCGACACGGCCGACGGCAUGAUCAGCGCCUUCAAUACGAAACUGGCGGAUCUGGCGAAAAAGGAGGAGGCGCACCCUAAUUUAUGCUGUAUCAAUCAUUUCCUCACGGAUCCAGAUGCGCAGGAGCUGCAGAGUGCGGCGGCGCGGUUGGUGACGCUGCGGGGAGACGUGGCUGAGCCGCCGUAUCGCUUUGAUCUGGUCGUGUCGCAUCUGACGCUGCACCAUAUCCCGGUUAUGUCUGACAUUCUCUCCACAAUGUACAAGUGCUUGAAGCAAGGGGGUGUUGUGGCGUUGACGGAUUACGAGGAUUUUGGGCCCGAGGCAGUGCCGUUUCAUCCGGUGAGUAAGAGGCCUGGGGUAGAGAGACAUGGCGUGAAGAAGACGGAGAUGGAGGAGUUGCUGGCGGGAGCAGGGUUCAGCGAGGUGAAGGUCGAAGAGGCGUUUGUUCUGAGAAAGGAGGUCGAGGCUGAAGACGGGAAGCCGGCACGAGAGAUGGAUUUUCCGUUUUUGAUUUGCUUUGGUGUCAAGAGCUGA
Molecule: messenger RNA, 762 nt
Organism: Exserohilum turcica Et28A
Lineage: Eukaryota; Fungi; Ascomycota; Dothideomycetes; Pleosporales; Pleosporaceae
Exons: 2
Coding region: 1-762 (253 amino acids)
Source: RefSeq, a predicted model, not a curated record